This is a messenger RNA of Sinocyclocheilus rhinocerous, 1300 nucleotides long. RefSeq names its product DNA-directed primase/polymerase protein-like. The transcript has 12 exons. Gene Ontology annotation, biological process: response to UV; mitochondrial DNA replication; replication fork processing. The record is from RefSeq and is a predicted model, not a curated record. Gene Ontology annotation, cellular component: nucleus; mitochondrial matrix. Gene Ontology annotation, molecular function: chromatin binding; DNA-directed DNA polymerase activity. NCBI's taxonomy places the organism in Eukaryota, Metazoa, Chordata, Actinopteri, Cypriniformes, Cyprinidae. Bases 1 to 1179 code for a protein of 392 amino acids.
AUGUUGGUGCUAUAUGUGUGUGAGAAGCUAGAGGAGGUUUAUGGUGUAUGCUGCUCUGCAAAAGACGUCCUUAAUCUAGACUCCAGCACCUCUGAGAAGUUUAGUCGCCAUCUUAUCUUCAUGCUUCCCAAUGCUGCAUUCAAAGACAACUCUCAUGUAGGGCGAUUUAUUCUUGAUAUCCUACAUCCUGCUCUAAAAAGACUUCAAAAAAGCAAUCCAGAGGCACCUACAACAGCAGUUUGUCCAAGAGAGAACAGAGAUGAUGUGGACGGUUCUCAGGCCAAGAGAAGAAAGUAUGAAGAGAAGGAUCUUGACUUUCUGAUAGUGAAGAGCAAAAAUGGACAAAAACAACUUUUUGUUGACCUGGGUGUCUACACCAAGAACAGAAACUUCCGUCUCUACAAGUCCUCCAAACUGGGAAAGAAUGCAGCCUUCUGUGUGGCAGAAGACAACAAGUUUGUCCCAAAGCCCUCCAAGCACACCACAAAAGAAGAACGCAUAUUUCUAGCUUCUUUAAUCACCAAUAUCAGUUUCACAGGACAGAGGAUUUUGACGUAUGAUAAGCCACAGAAGAGUGCAGCAGGACCUCAGUGUUCGACCCUUCAGAGAGAGUCACACAGCUCUGAUCUGUUGGGUGAACAGAAGCAGUCUCCAUUUAAAGAGGUGGAUGAAUUUGUGCUGACACUCGUGUGCAAGGAUGGUAUUCAAGGAAGCAUCCGGCGAUGGAACUACUUUGCAUCUGAACAGCUGCUGGUUUAUGAUAUUGAGAAAUUCCGCUGGUGCCACAAUGUGAAGCGCUUUCACAAGAGCAACAACAUCAUAAUUGUGGUGGACCUCAAAGAAGAAGUGUGGUAUCAGAGAUGCCAUGACCCUGAGUGCAGGAGACAGAACUACAGAUCCUCCAGCUUCCCACUGCCUCAAGAGGUCUGCAUGAGCCACCUGCUGAUGGAGGAUGAAGAGGAUCAGGCAUAUAUAACGGAUGAACUGGGGAACAUUGAGCUUGCUCAGAGCUCCGUAGCCACGACUGAUUCAGCAGAGUCCUCCUCGGCUCCUCAGGCUCAGGAUUGGGGAGAGUGGCCUGAUGACCCUGCUUACCUGGAAGCUCUGCAGGAAGUAGAAAGGGCCACUGAAGAGGUACCUGAUGAGCUUCUGCUCCAGGCAGUGACUGAGUGUGAAUGAAAGUCUCUGGAGGGAGGGAUGUCAUGUGAAUGUCUUUAUUAACCGACUAUAGUGCAAUACCUGAAGUUCCUUCUUUAUUUCUAUGUAUUCAUUAAACUGUAAAAUAGGUGCUUAAAUUCUG